This is a messenger RNA of Serpula lacrymans var. lacrymans S7.9, 1917 nucleotides long. RefSeq lists its product as uncharacterized. The transcript has 8 exons. Lineage: Eukaryota; Fungi; Basidiomycota; Agaricomycetes; Boletales; Serpulaceae. Gene Ontology annotation, cellular component: mitochondrion. The record is from RefSeq and is a predicted model, not a curated record. The annotation marks the transcript as partial. Gene Ontology annotation, molecular function: ATP binding; aminoacyl-tRNA ligase activity. Gene Ontology annotation, biological process: tRNA aminoacylation for protein translation; mitochondrial translation.
GAAUGUUUUUAGCACUGACUCGCGCUUCCCGUCUUUCCUAUCGAUUACCUGCUUUCCGCUCUGUAACAGCACACGCACCCAGGUUUCAUUCCAUGGCUACCGUCGAAUCUCUCGACAGUCAAAUAACGGAACAAGCGGCGCUCUUGUUGGAUCUUAAAACACAAAAUGCAGAUGCAUCUAAUAUUGAAGAAGCUAAGAAGAAGCUCGGCGAGCUGAAGAAAAAUCUCGCAUCGAUCAAGGGUGCGGCAGGCAACAAGGAUGCAGGAAAGAAAAAGGGUCGACUGCUACUAAAGACAGCAAAAGGAACGCGCGACUAUGGCCCUGGCGAAAUGUUCUGUCGCGAGCACAUAGAACGCACGGUCAAGGAUGUUUUCACGACAUUUGGAGGAAGCUGCCUUGAUACGCCUGUUUUUGAGCGGAAGGAUAUCCUUGCUGGGAAGUAUGGGGAGGAUGCGAAGCUUAUAUUCGACCUGAUGGAUCAGGGUGGAGAACAGCUUGCGCUACGAUAUGAUCAUACUGUUCCUCUUGCGAGAUAUUUGGCCAUGGGGGGAGCUACUAUCCAAGGCAAGAUAUGGCAAGUAGGCAAGGUCUACCGACGGGAUAAUCCUGUCAUGUCAAAAGGUCGAAUGAGGGAGUUUUCGCAGGCGGACUUUGACAUUUCUGGCGUUUGGGAUCCGAUGAUCCCAGACGCUGAGAUUAUCAGUUUGCUGUGCACGAUUCUUGCUAGAUUUGAUGUGGGGGAGUUUACUGUUAAGAUUAAUCAUCGCAAAAUUCUGGAUGGUAUUUUUGAAGUGUGUGGUGUACCAGAAGAGAAGAUCAGAUCGAUAUCAUCUGCGGUCGAUAAACUAGACAAGCUUCCCUGGCUGGAAGUCAAAAAAGAAAUGACCGAAGAGAAGGGGUUGGACCCUGCAGUGGCAGAUAAAAUCGGGGAGUAUGUCAAGCAUAAAGGUGGACCAUCAUUGCUGGAACAACUCAAGGCAGAUGAAACACUAAUGGCCAACGGAAAUGCCAAGCAAGGUGUUCUUGAUAUGGAACUCUUAUUUACUUUACUGAAGGCUUAUAAUGUCAUCAACAAAAUAUCGUUUGACUUAUCACUUGCUCGGGGUCUCGACUAUUAUACAGGGAUCAUUUACGAAGCUAUAGUCGAAGCAUCGGCUCCUCCAGGUUUUGCCGCCGCCAAUGCGCUCGCCUCAUCUUCAGCACCUGUCACAACCGAGUCAUCCGCUACCUCUACACCACCACCACCGAAAAAGAAAUCUAGCAAGAAACCCAAGCCUGAAAAUGGUGAGGAAGAAGAAGAAGUUGACGAGUCUCAAGUAGGUGUCGGUUCAAUAGCCGCCGGUGGCCGGUACGACAACCUUGUGGGGAUGUUCACUGCAGCGGCUGCUGGAGAGGGGAAGAAAGCGCCCAGUCUACCGUGUAUUGGUGUUAGCAUUGGACUCGACCGCAUUUUCGCUAUUGUGUGGCCAAAAUGGGUUGAAAAGGGUAUGCGAAGCAAAGAGACGAUGGUGUACGUCAUGGCAGCGGGAGACGGACUGUUAGAAGAACGAGUACGCUUGGUCCAUGAGUUAAGAGAAGCAGGCAUUAAAACUGAUUUCUUAGCCAAGAAGAAACCAAAAUUGCCUACUCAAUUUGCCGCAGGUGAGAAGGACGAAGUUCCGUUUGCGAUUAUUCUUGGAGGGGAAGAGCUGCAGCAAGGUCUCGUUACUGUUAAAGAGCAGAAAUGGGAGCUUGUGGAUGGGAAGAAGGCCAAGAUACAGUCUGCAGACACAGGAACGAAAGUAAGGCGGGAUGGGCUGAUCCCAUGGUUGAAAGAGACGCAGACGUUUUUAGAAUGGUCUAGUGGAAAGCUCAUGUAAGGGACUCGCUUGAUUGUAAUUGAAUUAGACUUUUCCAUUGGAUACACUAUCUAAAACG